Phyllopteryx taeniolatus (common seadragon) is the source of this 4044-nucleotide messenger RNA. Its product is annotated as cAMP-specific 3',5'-cyclic phosphodiesterase 7B-like. Gene Ontology annotation, molecular function: 3',5'-cyclic-AMP phosphodiesterase activity. The record is from RefSeq and is a predicted model, not a curated record. NCBI's taxonomy places the organism in Eukaryota, Metazoa, Chordata, Actinopteri, Syngnathiformes, Syngnathidae. The coding region runs from base 256 to 1812 and encodes 518 amino acids. The transcript is spliced from 12 exons.
GAGACGAAAUGCGGCAGAAGGCUCGUACAGAUGAUCAGAGCGGGACGCACAGACAGAUUUUCAUCUCCUUGCCGUCGUCACUUCCCCGUGUUUUACUUCCCCACAUUGUGCCUUAAUUUGCUUUUGCACCUGUCCCACAUCGUCCUCGCAUACUGAGGAGCACUCCACCUCCUUGUCACCUCCUUGUCGUCAUGCUUUUUAUCAUUUCUUCUUCCACACGUUCUCCACUUUAGCUUUGACCCUUCUGUCGUAGCCAUGCCUGUGCUCAAGGGCCUGUGGAGUCCCGAGCUCUGCCAGGAUGAGCCACCAAGCUCCCCGGUCUGGGGGCGUGCCAGCGCCAGGCCACCACUGAAGACCUCGCCAGUCACCUGUGGUGGCCUGGCGCUGGCACUGGAGCUACAGGCGCUCAUGCGGCAGCUGCGAGUUGCCUGGCGCGCGUGCAGGGGGAGAUCCCAGAAGUCCGAGAGGCGUCAGGCUUGGGUGGAAGGCGUGGAAGAUGACGGGGAGGAAAAGGAAGAUCCUUUUCAUCAUCAGGAAGAGCAAGUGCAGCAUGAAGACAGUAGCGCACAUCUGGAAGGAGCUAGCACGCCAAAUGGUUGUCUUAGUAGUGUGCUGCUGGCUGAGAGAAGAGGCUCUUACCCUUUGAUGGACAAGCACAUCGUUAAGACCUGUGACCAGCAGCGGGAGCUGGAGUCCGUCAGAAGGAAGAAGGUGAAUACUUUGCUGAGUUUCCAGAGGUACUGCCAUGCUUCACGCCUCCUGAGGGGCUUGCUGCCCUGGACCCCCGAGUCCCUGCAUCUGUUGGACUACGACUACCUGGGCCAGGCUGCGCACAUGCUAUCAAAAGUGGGCUCCUGGAACUUUGACAUUUUCCUGUUCGACCGACUUACAAAUGGUAACAGCCUAGUGACGUUAAUGUGCCACCUCUUCAACAUCUACGGUCUCGUUCAGCACCUCCAGCUGGACAUGGUCAAACUGCACAGGUUCCUCAGCAUGGUGCGGAGUGACUACCACUUCCAAAACCCCUAUCACAAUGCCGUGCACGCGGCCGACGUCACCCAGGCUAUGUACUGCUACCUGCAGGAGCCCAAGCUAGCAGAGCAGCUGAGUCCACUGGACGUCUUCCUGGGCUUGAUGGCUGCCGCUGCCCACGACGUGGACCACCCGGGCGUCAACCAGCCGUUCCUCAUCAAGACCCAACACCAUCUGGCGUCGCUCUAUCAGAACACGUCAGUGCUGGAGAGUCACCACUGGAGGUCGACGGUGGGCAUGCUGCGAGAGUCACAACUGUUGUCACACCUCCCUGCUGACAUGUCGCAAGAAAUCGAACAGCAGCUGGGCUCGCUGAUCCUGGCCACAGACAUCAGCAGGCAAAACGAGUUCCUGCUCACCUUCAGGGCGCAUCAGGAUAACCAGGACUUGGAUCUGCGAAUGGCGUCGCACAGGCACUUCAUUUUGCAGAUCGGCCUCAAGUGCGCAGACGUUUGCAACCCGUGUCGCGUUUGGCCGCUCAGCAAGCAGUGGAGUGAGAGGGUGUGUGAGGAGUUCUUCAUGCAAGGCGACCUUGAGAGGAAGUUCAACUUGGAGAUCAGCCCGCUGUGCGACCAGCAGGCCCACUCGGUCCCGGCCAUCCAGAGUGGCUUCAUCUCGUACAUCGUGGAGCCUCUUUUUGCCGAGUGGCACCGCUUCACCGAACCCAGCGCCCUGAGCCGCACCAUGACAGCCCACCUGCGCCGGAACAAGGCCCACUGGAACCGCCUGCUGCACGACGCCCAAACGCGGCCCCCCGACCCCGAGGAGGACGUCCGGUAAUCGUGGCCUACAUGCGUCGUGAGGUUUUAAUCAAUGAAUUGAUGUUUAAGAAACUUUUUUCACAACAUGGGUGCAUCAAAUUAGAAACUGGUUUGAAACUGAAUUUAUUUCAGUGGUUCAAAUUAAAAAGUGAAACUUGUUCAUUAUUUUAGUUUCUAUAAAUAACAGCUUCCCAAAAUCCACCAUGUAAAGAAAUUAAAAUAUGGUGGCAUUUCAGUUGUUUAAUUCAAAAUUGUAACUCUUAUUAUCGAGCAGCUAAGUGUGGAACGAGGGCUCCAUUUAGUGUUAUGGGAAAAAAUAUGUUUUGACAAAAUGGUCAACAUUUAAAUCGUAACACAAUGAAAAUGUUAGAAUGAAGCGCACAGGUAUGCAUGCAUUCUGUUUAAACUUUUUUUUUAAAUUCAAUACAGGUUAUUUCGGUACAAUUUUUAUUUAUGUGCAAUAUAUUUUAGUUGAAUCAUUAUUUUGAGUAGAAAUUUGUUCUUUUCAUACACUGAAGCAAAGUGUUAAUUUGUGUGUGUACAUAAUGUUACUGUUGCCCAGAAUAGUAUCAAAUAUACUUUUUAUGAAAAACACAUGCCUUGUUUUUGAUGAACACUUAACGCCUACUACGCUACUGCAUUUUAAUAUUGGUCAUCAGGUAUUACCUGGAGAGAUUAAAUAUUUAUUUUAGGUGGUACUUGGUGUAAAAAUUCUACGCAUCUGUUAUAUAGUCACUACACAGUGAUAUUUCAGAUUUAUUACAAUUUUUAUAAUGAAAGCUUCUAGUGAGCAAAAAAAAUCAUCUCAAGAAGUUGAAUAUUGCAUAUAUAAAACAGUCAAAAAUAAUGUGAUAAUGUGGUUGCACAUUGCCCACUCUUAACUAAAUUAGGAAGUGUCCUGAAAACUGUUUUCCUGCACAUUUAAUGAAUUACGUGACUUUUUUAAAUUGAACUAUUGACAGAAAUUUAGUUUUGUACAAUAUUCUAAUUACCUAAGAUGCUCUUUUCCACUUUUUAUGCACUUCUUAUGCUUAUUUAUAAUUAUUUAAGUGCUCCUACAUUUCGCUGAAGGAAGAAGCUUAAAGCUGCUCCUGGAAGAAAACAAAACAGUUGAAGGAUGCUUCAAAACACAAAAGUGUCGCCAUGUUUGUUGAACCAAAAAAAAAAACAGGAUUUCCUGCAACAGUAUGACAAUUAGCUUAGUAACACAUUUAAGUUGUGCAUUUAUUUCACAUAAACUGUACACUCAUGUUCAACAAGGCCUUAAUAGUUAUUUGGAAACACUUUUAUACCACCUGCGUUAUUCGCCACACACACACACACACACGUUUUCCUUGGGCUGCUCUACUGCAGAGAGUGGGCAAGGGCUAUAUUAUUUAGGCUGAAGCCUCAAAUUUAUUUUUAUAUAUUUUUUUUUAAAAUUCCACAAUCGAAAAGUAAUAUGGCAAUAAUAUUUUUUUAAAUAAAUACUGUGUAUUGUCACUGCAAAAAAGAAAAAAAAGAAAAAAAAAAGGUUUUAUUUUUUUGUUUGUAUUAUUUUUACUUCGCAGGCCUCAAAUCGUUUUUUUUCUUUUUAAAUCCACAUUUUAAAAGUAAUAUGACAAUAUAAUAUUUUUACUUUGCCUGCUCAACUACAGAAGGUAACAUGCAAGGCCUUUAUCAGGACUGAGGCCUCAAAUGUAUUUUUAUAUUUUUUUCAAAAUGUUCCACAGUUAAGAAGUAAAAUUAUAAUAAUUGUAUUUUGUCACUGCAAUAUAAUAUUAUUGUUUAAGUGUUUAUUUGGGGCGAGGCCUCAAAUAAAAAUUGUUGCCUCUGUUUUUGCACAAUUAAAAAUUAUUUGUUAAUCGCUGUUCAAUAAUAAAAAAAAACCUCAAAAUGUUUAUUUGAUUUUUUUUUGUUUUUCCCUCAUUUUGCUUCAACUAACUGCAGAGGGUAUUAGGCAUGGUCUUUUUCCACAGUUAAAAAGUAACGUAAUAUUGUAUACCAUCAUUGUGCAGUAAUAAAAGGAACAUUUUGUGAUUUUGUUUUUCUUUUCAUCCAAAAAAAAAAUUUUUUCUUUUAUUUGUGACUCACAAAAUUUGGAUUGAAAUGUUUUUUUAAUUGACUUUAUUUAUACUUUUUUAACUAUAACCAUAAAUCCUUUUUUUGUAAAACUAUUUUAAAGCCAUGAUUAAGGAUUUUUUUUUUUUACAAUUUGGACACAUGAUUAAGCAAUCUUUGGACACUGAACAAUAAAAAUGUAAAAAUGUGU